AUGCAGAAGGAAGGUGGUGAGAUCCAGCCUCGCUUUCGGCGCGCCGUGGGCCACUACGGCGCGGAGGUGUUGCCCUUCCGGCAGGUCGUCGACGGCCAUGUCGAGUCCGCGCUGCGGUGGGUCGGCAAGGACAUGCAGCUGAGGACCGAGCAGGGGGUCAUGGCGAUCGCGGCAGCAGGCAUCGCAGUGGGCUGGAUGCGCCCGCAGCCAGUGACAGGCGGGGCGGAGGUGGAUGUUGAUCCCCCCGUUUGCCGAGGCACCCGCGGAGCGGCGGUCAGAUCUGCCAGCGGCAUGCCGACGUGGGCAGCUGGCAACACCGACGGCAGCUCAGAUGCUUGCGUGGCCGUGGGGGCGCCGUGCGGGCUGCCGAGAGCGCCCCGCGGCUGCGAGUGCGGCGCCUCUCGCGAGGGGCCUGCAGUGAUCGGCUUUUGCGCGGCGCUUUUGCGCGACAGGCCCCCGCUGGUCGAUUCGCUUCUCGGUGCCCCCGCUUUUAGCUCCAUCGCUGGUGCAGCCAACUCUGCCUCGCCGCCGACGGUGCGCCGGCCGCGUGCGGCGGCCGCCAUGCCGGCGCGGCCAUGCUGCGGCUGGCAGGGCGCCCCGUGCGUGGAUCCGGUGCAGCAGCAGCGGCUGAUCGGCGUGCGGAUGCUGCUGCAGGCACUUGGAGUUCUGACCUCGGCGGCAUUCGCGACCAUAGCCUUGGCCCUGUUCGGCGACCGGAGCGCCGUGCUGGACUUCUGGUCCGGGUGCCACUGGCUUAGCGAGGGCGUGGUGUGCCUCUUCGUUGCGGCAGUUUGCCUCGUGCUCGAGGCGCAGUCGUUCUUCUACGCAGCCAUAUCACACAGCCUCCUCUCGCACGCCAGCCAUCGAUUGCUGCUGGCCAGCCUGUACUUGUGGUUGGGAGCCUACUCCGUGGGCGGCCGCAUCCAGCAAGGGUCAGAGGUCUGGAGGACGUUCGGAAAGGUCACCGGCGUCAUCGCCUGGGUAGUGGCUGUUGGCGACGUGAGCAUCUCGCCAUGCUACAUCGCGAAGACAGACCCCGAGCCAGAGGUGGUCACCGAGCACGUGACGGUGCCCGCCUCCGCUGUCGGCGCAGUCUGGGGCCCCCAGACCUCGACCAAGCACCGGCUGGAGCGCGACCACGGGGUCCGGCUGAAGGUGACCUCCGGCAGCCCGACCUCUGGAGCCAGCUCGGAGGCGACGGUUGAGGUCUCUGGACGCAGGCCGUCGGCCUGCACUGCCGCCGCCGCCGAGAUCCACCAGCUGGUGCAGGCCGCGUCGGACACGCCCGACCUAAAGUCAGCCCCGCCUCGCUUCGGCGACCGCGGCUCCGACCUCAGCCCCACCUCGCUGCGGCGCUCGGAGACGUGCGGCGCCCGGCUCGCGCUUGGCGGCUACCUGCCGAGCCUCCCGGCAGCAGAGGCGGGCCCCGCCACCACCGCUGGUGCGGAGGCCACCCGGCAGGCGGCGCACGGCGGAGGUGCGACCGGUGCGUUGGCCUCCGCCCCGCCGCCGCAGCCGUCGAUGGCCUUGGCAAGGCUGGCUUGGAGCCGGAGGGCACCUCUGCUGGGCCGCUGGUCGCGGGGCCGCCGCUGGCGGAGGAGCCGGCGGAGCCUGGCCACGCUUCCCGCCGCGAGCGCCGAACGGAGAGGGCCUCGGGGUGCGUGGUACCUGGAGGGUGUUGCGUGCCGCUGGGAGGCUGGCCAUGAAGGGGCUGGUCGACUCGGAGCUCCAUGA
Messenger RNA from Prorocentrum cordatum, 1734 nucleotides. The record is from the annotation of a GenBank genome assembly. NCBI's taxonomy places the organism in Eukaryota, Dinophyceae, Prorocentrales, Prorocentraceae.